CGCCCACCUGUUUGGAGGAUCCAUCGACAACAGCUAAAGUAAUGCGAAUUUCAUUUAAAAAAAUGUAAAAUUCUGACUCUUUCCAGCAGAAUUUUUUGAAAUGUACGUCCAGGAUGUUCGAAGACCUUUUGCCAGUGACAGCUCGCUGUGUCUGUGAUGUUUGCACCAAACUAAUAUCACCUCAUUGUUCAAAUCAUGGAUAUUUUGGAAAGUUCUUCGGACGACGAAGAUGAAUUAUAUUUGGAAGCGUCGGCUUUGCUGGGCGAAAAGGCCGCCGAGAAGGAAAAGGAAGCCCAAUCUGACGUCAAACUGCCCUACAAUGGACCUCCUCUCAAAUACCCAAAAUCGGUCUUCUUCAUCGUCACCAAUGAAUUCUGCGAGAGAUUCUGUUUCUAUGGGAUGCGAACAAUCCUGGCACUGUACCUUGUGCAGUACCUGAACUACAACGAAGACAACGCAACCGUAGUUUACCACGCAUUUGUGUCUUUCUGUUACUUGACCCCCCUGAUCGGAGCCGUCAUUGCCGACAGUUGGCUCGGCAGGUUUAAGACCAUUCUGAUACUGUCAUUAGUGUACGCCAUCGGAAGUGUCUCGAUCUCGCUCUCGGCCAUACCCAACUUUAUUCCGCCUGAAGCUUUCACUUACCUCGGCUUGAUCCUCAUUGGAUUCGGCACAGGAGGAAUCAAGCCUUGCGUCUCAGCCUUUGGCGGCGAUCAAUUCGUUGUACCUGAGCAGGAGCGGCAGCUGCAGCAAUUCUUCUCCAUCUUCUACUUUGCCGUCAACGGAGGCAGUUUGGUUUCCACUUUCCUCACUCCCAUUCUGCGUGAGGAUGUCAAGUGCUUUGAGAGAGACGACUGUUAUUCCCUGGCGUUUGGAGUGCCCGCCAUCCUCAUGGUCGUCUCCAUUAUCAUUUUUGUUGCUGGCAAGCCCAUGUACAAAAGCAAAAAGCCGGGUGGAAAUGUUAUGUUGGAGGUUUGCAAGUGCAUUGGCCACGGUAUUAAGAUGAGGUUCACGAACAAGGACGUCAAGAAAGAACAUUGGCUGGAGCACGCAGAGGGAAAAUAUAGCCGAAAGUUGAUUGACGACAUCAAACUUGCGCUCAACGUCUUAGUCAUGUUUAUUCCACUCCUGCUUUUCUGGGCAUUGUUUGACCAACAAGGUUCUCGAUGGACUUUCCAAGCGACAAGAAUGAGUGGUGAUAUCGGUGCAUGGAAUAUCAAGCCUGACCAGAUGCAGGUCAUCAACCCCUUGCUGAUCAUCAUUCUCAUUCCCGUUUUCGAAGCGACCGUCUACCCCUUGUUCAAAAAGCUCAACAUUCUCCAAAAGCCGUUGACCAAGAUGACUUUUGGUGGAAUGUUGGCUGCGGUGGCCUUCGUACUUUCCGCCUUGGUCGAGUUGUCCAUCAAGCCCACUGAAGCUAUUGUGCCGACUGCAGGAGAAGCGCAGUUGAGGAUUUUCAACACCUUCAACUGCCCGAUGGUUAUUUCCGCUCAGGACAACGGAGUGACAAUCGGCGAAUUCGAAAUCGAACCUCUGAAGGCAUACGAGAAUCUAUACUUGGCUGCACAAGGAAACAAGCUAUUCAAUUUGAACAUCCGUCGAGGUGCUACUUGUGAUCAGAGUUUGGCAGAUGUCACAGCACCAGUAGAAAUCAGAGAAGGCACUGCUCAAAGCUACGCUAUUCACGAUGGAAUCAAUUCAACGCCCACAAUCAAACUCUCUGGUAGGAUAAUUGACGAUCCUGAAAAAUCUCGCAAUGGCAAUGGCAAGAUAAAAAUUAUUAUCAACUCUGCGAAUACUGGAGAAAAACGAGUUGUAUUUAAUGGAAAAAUUGACUACGAGUUCAAAACAUUCACUGGGGAAGCAGCAGUUUCUGAUUUGCUUGAGAUGGAUGUCGAUGACUACACUAUUUUUUUGAACGGAGAAGAAAUCGGAACAACAACUGUGGUUGCCGGAGGUGUCUAUACUUAUGUCAUUAAUGAGAAUACUAAAGCGUUUGUCAGAAGAUUAGUUACUCCAGAAAAUUCAGUAAACAUGCUUUGGCUGAUUCCUCAGUACUUUGUCAUCACUGCUGGAGAAGUGAUGUUCUCUAUUACUGGUCUUGAAUUUGCCUUCACUCAGGCUCCUUUAACCAUGAAAUCUGUCAUUGUUGCUGGUUGGUACUUGAGCGUCGCUUUUGGCAACUUCUUCGUUAUUAUCAUUGCUGAAGUGAAGUUUGUCAGUGACCAGAUGUGGGAAUUUGUUCUUUUUGCUGUUCUUAUGGCUGUGUCCAUGGUCAUUUUCUGGUUGAUGUCACUUAAAUACAAAUAUGUAACCAUCGCCACCGAAGAUUCAAAUGAUGAUAUGGCAAUGGAGAAGAAAAAGAGUGUCGACAACGAUGCUUUCGAAGAUCACAAAGAUUGAUCUGAUCUGUGAUAUCACUGAUAAGAUGUUAAGUUGAUUGAUACUUAUUUCCACUUAAGGAAACAUUUAAAUUAUCAAUUAAAAGGAAAUGUGCGCAUUUGUAUUUAUUUCAUAGGCUCCGAGUGUCCUGCAUAUUAAUUGAAUUACUUUUGACUUUGUUGAUGGCAUUAUCUUCCAAAUAAUAUGAAUAAACUGUAGCUAAGGUUCUACUCCAAAAUAACUGAUGAACAAACUACAGCCAAAUAUUUACAAUAAAAACAGCUAAUUUUUAUAUAAGGAA
Messenger RNA from Neocloeon triangulifer, 2683 nucleotides. Its product is annotated as solute carrier family 15 member 1-like. Bases 196 to 2403 code for a protein of 735 amino acids. Gene Ontology annotation, cellular component: membrane. The record is from RefSeq and is a predicted model, not a curated record. Gene Ontology annotation, molecular function: dipeptide transmembrane transporter activity. The transcript is spliced from 16 exons. Gene Ontology annotation, biological process: transmembrane transport; oligopeptide transport. Lineage: Eukaryota; Metazoa; Arthropoda; Insecta; Ephemeroptera; Baetidae.